AUGGCCGCCAUGAAAAUUUUAACCAGCAGUGGGCUGUUCUUAGCGUUCUGUGCGUUGGGGUUGCUAGCCAUGGCAAUCUGCACCGACUAUUGGUAUGAGACAGAUGCGCGGAGACACCGAGAAAGGUGUAAAAACUACGCCAACAAGAGAAACGACCCGGGGUACAUCUAUAUCUCAAAUAGCAAUCUCCCCCUCCAGAUGCCCCCAAAGGGCAUUGAAAGGAAAGGUAACAGUCCAAGUGCCGGAGCUCAGCCUCUUAUUAGGGAAAAACGGCACUUUCUGGCUGCAGCAUCAGCUAUGGAGUCCCACUGCAGUCGCCAGUUCAAUUCAACCAUCUCUGGGCUCUGGAGAAAGUGUCAUCGAGAUGGAUUUGACCUGGAGACAGAGGAUCUCAUAUAUAAAGGAUUGAUUCAGCGGUGCAUCCCAGUCAAGUAUCACUACUCUUCCUCCAUCCUUCCGCGCAAUUUACCCAUCAACAUCACCAAGACCAUCCGUCAGGAUGAGUGGCAUGCACUCCAUCUACGCAGGAUGACGGCUGGCUUUGUGGGCAUGGCCGUGUCCAUCAUCCUGUUUGGCUGGAUUAUCGGAGUGUUGGGCUGCUGUCAGCAGCAUGACCUCAUGCAGUAUGUAGCUGGACUACUCUUUCUCAUGGGAGGAACAUGUUGUAUCAUCUCCCUGUGUACGUGUGUGGCGGGCAUCAACUUUGAGCUGUCGCGUUACCCACGCUACAUGUAUGGCCUCCCAGAGGAUAUUAGCCAUGGCUACGGCUGGUCCAUGUUCUGUGCCUGGGGGGGCUUAGGCCUCACUCUGCUGGCUGGUUUCCUGUGCACCCUGGCCCCAUCCCUAAGCACCCCCUCCCGUACAACCGUCCACAAGCCCAGGCAGGAGAACGGAACCGUGUGA
Molecule: messenger RNA, 903 nt
Organism: Salvelinus namaycush (lake trout)
Lineage: Eukaryota; Metazoa; Chordata; Actinopteri; Salmoniformes; Salmonidae
Product: transmembrane protein 178B-like
Exons: 4
Coding region: 1-903 (300 amino acids)
Cellular component (GO): membrane
Source: RefSeq, a predicted model, not a curated record